GAGACUACAGGAAGAGAACGCGUAGAAGAAGAGUCGUCCCUUAUAGCGGGAUGAGAGAAACAGCGUGCUGCUAAACAUCUGAUCUAAACAUCAAAUACAGACUUCAUCAGCCAGAAUCACCAGCACAGACCAGCACCAGCAUCACUACAGCUCCAGGAGAGGCUGAGAGGACUCUGAAGGGAAGAUGUCUCUGGUUUGUUCCAUCUCCAACGAGGUGCCGGAGCACCCGGUGGUGUCUCCGGUGUCCAGCCAGGUGUUCGAGAGGAGACUCAUCGAGAAGUACAUCGCGGAGAAUGGAACCGACCCGAUGAACGGACAGCCGCUGUCUGAGGAGCAGCUGGUCGAUAUCAAAGUGUCCCAUCCUAUCAGACCAAAGGCUCCAUCAGCAACAAGCAUUCCUGCCAUUCUCAAGUCCCUUCAAGACGAGUGGGAUGCUGUUAUGCUUCACAGCUUCACCCUGCGGCAACAGCUGCAAACUACUCGCCAAGAACUGUCCCACGCACUCUACCAACACGAUGCCGCCUGCAGAGUCAUCGCUCGACUCACCAAAGAGGUCACCGCUGCGAGAGAAGCUCUUGCCACACUCAAACCCCAGGCUGGACUGGUUGCCCCUCAGGCAGUCCCCGCCUCUCAGCCAGCUGCAGCAGGUGCUGGUGGAGAGCCCAUGGAGGUUAGUGAACAGGUGGGAAUGACCCCAGAGAUCAUCCAAAAGCUCCAAGACAAAGCUACUAUCCUCACGACAGAAAGAAAGAAGAGAGGAAAAACUGUCCCAGAGGAGCUCGUUAGAGCUGAGGACCUCAGCAAAUACCGCCAAGUGGCCACGCAUGCUGGUCUUCAUAGUGCCAGUGUGCCUGGUAUUCUGGCUCUGGAUCUGUGUCCCUCAGACACCAACAAAGUCCUCACUGGUGGAGCUGAUAAGAACGUGGUGGUGUUUGACAAGAACGAGGAGCAGAUUGUGGCAACACUUAAGGGUCACACCAAGAAGGUCACCUCUGUCAUUUACCAUCCAUCCCAGUCCGUGGUCUUCUCUGCGUCUCCAGACAACACCAUCCGUGUGUGGUCCGUUACCGGGGGAAACUGCGUCCAGGUGAUUCGUGCCCACGAGGCAGGCGUCACUGGACUCUCCCUACACGCUACUGGGGACUACCUGCUCAGCUCCUCUGAGGAUCAGUACUGGGCCUUUUCUGACAUUCAGACUGGAAGAGUCCUCACCAAAGUUACUGAUGAAAGUGCUGGCUGUGCUCUCACCUGUGCUCAGUUCCACCCUGAUGGUCUCAUUUUUGGCACUGGGACGGCUGAUUCCCAAAUCAAGAUCUGGGAUCUGAAGGAGCGCACCAACGUGGCCAACUUCCCGGGCCACUCUGGCCCCGUCACCUCCAUUGCUUUCUCUGAGAACGGAUACUAUCUGGCCACAGGUGCCCAGGAUAGCUCUCUGAAACUGUGGGAUCUGAGGAAACUGAAGAACUUCAAGACCAUCACUCUGGAUAACAACUAUGAGGUGAAGUCCCUCGUGUUUGACCAGAGUGGUACCUACCUGGCUGUCGGAGGGUCUGACAUCCGUGUCUACAUCUGCAAGCAGUGGUCUGAGGUCCUCAAUUUCACAGACCAUUCAGGAUUGGUGACUGGAGUGGCCUUUGGAGAGAACGCUCAGUUCCUGACCUCGGCAGGGAUGGACAGAAGUCUCAAAUUUUACAGUUUGUAGAAAAAUGUGAAAGUCAGGAUGAAGGGAGGAGGACAACUUAGAGGAAGUUAAAAUGGUCUCUAUGUCUGAGCAGUUACUAUCCUGAACACAGACCUGUAAUUCUUAGAAAAAGAAGAGAGAAAAAUCACCGCUAACUUGCUUCAUUAGUGCGUUAGUCCUCGUGUCUGAGAAUGAGAGCCCAUGAAAUUGUCUGCUAUAUGAAACCACAGCAGCAUGGUUGGGAUAACAUUGUACGUCUGACAUGUGAAUGAUGUGAAAUGAGAUGCAGAAGCCAGUGAAAUGUUCCUGUCUGAUUUGCCAGCAAUUAUUAUUUUACUGUAGUAUUUUUUUCUUUCUUUGUGUGUGUGUGUGGAUGGGGAGUCUAAAGUUGCUUGUAAUACAACUCCAACAGUGUUGUAGUACACUGUCGGGGACUAUUAAUUGGUGUGACAACAAUCUGCUUUGCUUCUUAAUGUAGACCUUCCUUCAUUACAGUAUCUUUAGGGCGAGAUGAAAAUAAAUCUGUAGUGAAUGUCCAGUACAAAAAUAAGCAGAAACAAUAGAACAGGUGUACGAGAUUCAUGUUCGACUUGUUUAACUUCCCUUCGGUUUAACUUCCUGUUUCAAUUGGUCCAUUUAAAACUUUUUUUUUUUUUCCAAUUGUAUAUUUCUCAUUACUUGCUAUUUUACCUGUUGCAACUUUGCCCUUUUACAAUAAAAUAAAAUAUCUUUUGUAUUGCCA
Sebastes umbrosus (honeycomb rockfish) is the source of this 2423-nucleotide messenger RNA. RefSeq names its product pre-mRNA processing factor 19 (gene prpf19). The coding region runs from base 185 to 1702 and encodes 505 amino acids. Gene Ontology annotation, biological process: DNA repair; mRNA splicing, via spliceosome; protein ubiquitination. The transcript is spliced from 16 exons. The record is from RefSeq and is a predicted model, not a curated record. Gene Ontology annotation, cellular component: cytoplasm; Prp19 complex; U2-type catalytic step 1 spliceosome. Gene Ontology annotation, molecular function: protein binding; ubiquitin protein ligase activity. Lineage: Eukaryota; Metazoa; Chordata; Actinopteri; Perciformes; Sebastidae.